Messenger RNA from Zea mays, 1155 nucleotides. Its product is annotated as FIP1. The record is from RefSeq and is marked provisional. Lineage: Eukaryota; Viridiplantae; Streptophyta; Magnoliopsida; Poales; Poaceae.
CAGGCCCAAGCGCCCAUGGAUCCCAAGCCCGACGCCAGCGCGCCCGCCGCGGUGCCAGCGGAGCACGCGGCGUACCCGAGGCUGUCACCGGAGGACAUCGCCCCGCCGCCGCCGCCUGUCGUGCCGCCGUCCGGCGCCAACCCCUACGUGCUCUCCGCCCCGUCGCCUAACCCGCCCGCCAAGAGCGCUAGGGAGAAUCUGAGGGAGAUGUUCGGCAUGGUGGGGAAGAAGUUCAACGAGGCCGCGCGCAAGACCGAGGGCAUCGCCGGCGACGUCUGGCAGCAUCUGAAAACUGGACCCAGCAUCACUGAUACUGCCAUGGGGAGGAUUGCUCAGAUAUCCAAGGUUAUAUCUGAGGGUGGCUACGACAAGAUAUUUCAGCAGACUUUUGAGUGCUCGCCUGAUGAGAAGCUCAACAAGGCAUAUGUGUGCUACCUAUCAACGUCGCAUGGACCAAUCAUGGGCGUCCUGUAUCUCUCGACUGUCAAGAUUGCAUUCGGUAGCGACAGCCCUGUGAAAUAUGUGACUGAGGACAACAAAACUGAGUCAUCCUUUUAUAAGGUUGUUUUACCCCUUCAUCACCUGAGAUCAGUUACUCCCACAGCAAGUCAGCAAAACCCUGCAGAGAGGUACAUUCAGGUCGUUUCAGUCGACAACCACGAGUUCUGGUUCAUGGGUUUCGUGAACUAUGAUAGCGCUGUAAAGAAUCUUCAGGAGUCUGUUCGAGUUGUUCACGGGGCCUAGAGGUUGCCCAUCACUUUUCCUCUAUGUGGAUGUAGUAUGCCCGUGUAAAUGUAUUUGUGCAUGGCACCUGUAAAGUUGUGUGUUGAAAUUGGUACACAUCAUUAAGGCUAUGUUUGUUUCUCUCCUAAAUUAUAUAAGUUGGAUUAUAAUGAAAAGAUAGUAGAGUAAAUUAUCACUUUGAUAUCAUAAAUAAGUUAAAAUAAACUACUUAAUGCUAGCUUAUUUUAACUUAUUUGUAGUUCUAAAGUGAUGUUUUACUCUUCUACCUUUCCACCAUAACCCAACUUAUACAAUCUAAAGAGAAACAAACACACCCUAAGCAGUGCAUUCAGAUCUGUGGCAUGUGAAUGUUUUUGGAUAAAUGUGUAAAUCUCUACUACUUAUUAAGGCUGUAAGGGUAGCCUGCUGUUC